GAAAAAGGCGGAAGCAGUUUGUUGCUAUGUAAACACGUGUUUCUAAUGUUUCUGAUUUAGAGAUUAAAAACAGCAUUUCAUCGUGAUCUUCGUGUUUCAGAUUCUUCAGUAAUGGAAGAAGCACUUGUGCGAGCCACCAUUCCUCAUGAGAUGGGGAAGGUUGUCGGUAUAACGCCUCAGAGCGUUGCGAAAGCCGCCGCCUUCACCAAGGCCUUCCUGAAGAACAGCCUCCAGCAGCCGGAACGGCACGACCUGAAGAGCAUGCUGAGCCACAAGGCUCUGAUCCUGGAGUACAGCAAGCCCAAGAAGGACCCCACGAAGAGGAGCAGCAAGAAGGCCAAAGGCCUGAACGCCCGGCAGAAGAGGGCCAUGAAGAUCUUCCAGAUCAAGCCGGAGCACCAGAGAUACGAACUGUUCCUGCCUCUGCAUGAGCUCUGGAAGCAGUACGUCAUCGACCUCUGCAACGGAUUGAAACCAACCAGCAGCCCACAGUUUGUUCAGCAGAAGCUCCUGAAGGCAGAUUUCCAUGGUGCCAUCAUCACAGUGGUCCGCUCUAAAUGUCCAUCCUACGUGGGAACCACCGGGAUCCUCGUGCAGGAGUUCAAACACAUCUUCAAAAUCAUCACGAAGGAGGACCGGCUGAAAGUCAUACCAAAGAGGAACAGCGUGUUUGCGGUGGAGAUCAACGGCUUCACUUCGCACAUCUAUGGCAGCAAGUUCGAGCAGCGAGCCAGCGAGCGCUCGGCCAAGAAGUUCAAAGUGAAAGGAACCAUCGACCUGUGAUCGCAGGCGGCGGCGUCUCGUUCAUCAGCAGCAGAGACGUUAGACUGGAACCCCUGCUGCCGACGCAGAAGGCCAAACGGCCUGAAGAUCUCAUCCAGGUCGCUGUAGCUUGUUCCGGCCGUGCAAAGUAUAAAGGAUGGAGUUUAUUUAUGUGCAGAGAGGCUUUGAAGAGACUGUUGAGCUCGGAAAGGCUGAACUGUGACUGCAGGUGUCGGAGUGUCUCCUCUACAGUUCCUCACAGGCUGUGUGAACACUGGGAGAUUUCAUGACAAAACUGGAGCAUCUGAGAGGAAUUCCUGUGAACACAUGUCAGUGUUUAUGGUUCUGUUCAGCCUUGUUAUUGUCUUUAAAUCGGUUGAUUUGCUUUCUUGAUACUUUUCACUUUACAUAUUACGAGCAACAGCAAUGGAAUGAAAAAAAGUUGUUCUUUGUUUUCCACAGCUGCUCUAGACUGAAACAAUAAAUCAUGAUCCAUGGAUUAACUGGUUGAAGUUCAUUUAGCAUCUUAAAGCUCUUGCAGAUUCAAAACCUGAAGCUGUCUGUGUUCAGAUUAUCUGCUGGAUUAUAACCAUGAUGAUCACUGAACAUGUUCCCAGCAGCACUGUUUGCUACUUUUAUUUCCUGAUUUCAAUCAUUUCCUCUUUGGUUGUUUCCAUCGACCAA
Molecule: messenger RNA, 1446 nt
Organism: Salarias fasciatus (jewelled blenny)
Lineage: Eukaryota; Metazoa; Chordata; Actinopteri; Blenniiformes; Blenniidae
Gene: pop4
Product: POP4 homolog, ribonuclease P/MRP subunit
Exons: 7
Coding region: 112-783 (223 amino acids)
Biological process (GO): rRNA processing; tRNA 5'-leader removal
Cellular component (GO): ribonuclease P complex; ribonuclease MRP complex
Molecular function (GO): ribonuclease P RNA binding
Source: RefSeq, a predicted model, not a curated record